AUUUCUAGUAAUUUAUAUUUCUAUUUAUCUAGUUAAUUGUUUUAAAUACUUUUGUUGAUUGUUGAUUGUUGUUACAGUUUCUGUAAAUGUUAAUUAUAUUGAUAAACUAGUUUUCUACCGGUGAGAUAAAAUCUUUGACCAAAAGAAAAAAGCAACACAUCAAAUUGGAUAAUAUUUUUUUUCUGGUGAAUCUUUUUUUUUGAAGAAGAAAACGAAUUGGUUUGUUAAUAAUAUAUAAUAAUUAUUAUUAUUAUGAGUGAAAAUAAGUGUUUCCGUUGUGAGAAACGUGUCUAUCCUAUUGAAGAGUUAAAAUGUUUGGAUAAAAUUUGGCAUAAAAGUUGCUUCAAGUGUCAAGAAUGUGGUAUGACACUUAACCUUAAAACCUACAAGGGUUACAAUAAGAUGCCCUAUUGUAAUGCCCAUGUACCCCAAGUUAAAUAUACAGCGGUUGCGGAUACACCGGAGGCUCGUAGAUUGGCUGAAAAUACAAGGAUUCAAAGUAAUAUUAAAUAUCAUCAAGAUUUUGAAAAGCUUAAAGGAAAAGUCACCCAAGUUGCUGAUGAUCCGGAAACAUUGAGAAUUUUAAAUUCCUCAAAGAUGAUUAGUAACGUGGCUUAUCACGGAGAUUUGGAGAAAAAGAAACAAAUGGAAGAGAAAAGAUCACUUCUUUCGGAUACAACCGAAUUGCCCGUUGAGCCUCAAAAUGUUGUUAUUAAUCAAGUUAAUGAUACUCAUGUUGUACGGAAAGUUGGCUCAAUUGUUAAUUAUGACCCAUUGAAUGAUAAUUACGGAUCAAUCGCUUCUGGUUAUCGGCGAGAAAAUCCAACAACCUUAUAUUUUAAUCAACCAAUCAAUGUGAUGGGUCAAGAAGCAAAUAUGGGCUAUAAAAUGCCAAGUCGCUUAUUCCGAGCCAUGUACGAUUAUACCGCUCAAGAUACUGAUGAGAUCAGUUUCCGUGAAGGUGAUGUGAUCUUUAAUUGUCAAUCAAUUGACGGAGGUUGGAUGACAGGUACUGUUCAAAGGACUGGUUUCCGUGGCAUGUUACCGGCCAAUUAUGUUGAACCCUAUAACUGAAUUAACUUUCAACAAUCAACGACAACAAAUGAAGUGUUUUAACUCACUUAUAAUAUUAUUUAAAUAUAUAUAUAUUUAUAUAUAUUAUUAUUAUUAUUAUUACAUAAA
Molecule: messenger RNA, 1182 nt
Organism: Panonychus citri (citrus red mite)
Lineage: Eukaryota; Metazoa; Arthropoda; Arachnida; Trombidiformes; Tetranychidae
Product: LIM and SH3 domain protein F42H10.3-like
Exons: 4
Coding region: 253-1074 (273 amino acids)
Cellular component (GO): focal adhesion
Molecular function (GO): actin filament binding
Source: RefSeq, a predicted model, not a curated record